This is a messenger RNA of Schistocerca cancellata (South American locust), 2268 nucleotides long. RefSeq lists its product as uncharacterized. The record is from RefSeq and is a predicted model, not a curated record. The transcript has 2 exons. Bases 742 to 1899 code for a protein of 385 amino acids. NCBI's taxonomy places the organism in Eukaryota, Metazoa, Arthropoda, Insecta, Orthoptera, Acrididae.
AUCUGAACAGCACUCCUGUGCCACUUCAUUCCAUAAACUGGAAAUUACGUCACGAUUGUGGUAUUCGCCCAGUCUCUGGUCCCAAAUAGCUGGGCGCAGCUUAACUUCAUUUAUAAGUUGCUCCACAUCCAUGAUGACAAGAGCAGUAUGAAGCAUGUAACAAAGAACAAUGAUGUUGACCUGCUACUGCCUGACUGCAACUGGAACGAAUGGCUUUCAGGGAGUUCCCACCACCUCCAACCCCUCUCCCCACCACGCACGCACGCCAUACACACGUGAACCCAUUAAAAAACCUAAAUGUAUAGUCUGCAUGUGCGCGCGAUUGCGCACAUGUACAGGUAGAAGUGUCAAUGACAUAGGUCUGAUAAAAUUUGGUGUAAAACUAAUCACAAAAACAAAGUGGAGAUUUGUGAUACGUUUACUGCAGAAACUGAAGCGCAAUUCUGUAGUCUCGUUGUCUACUUUGACAGAAAAAAUAAUGGAGAGUUAAUGAAAUUACUGUACAUCGACACAGAUGUGCGUUUCAUUGUUCUUCAUUUUUUUUUUCCUUCCUUGGCGGGCUGCGCUGCACCGUCAAGGUAAUCCCUACUCUUUGGCUAAAUGGCUGCUAGUUGCCGAAGGCCAAAUAAAUAAAUUUAAAAAAAUCCCCACCCUUCGACAGCUGACAAGCAAGUCACUAGAAAACGAAGCUGCAGUCAACAGUUGCUCGCCUUUGGCUAGUGUGUGCUGUCGUGUAGAAUAAUGUCUUCACUCUUUUAUUGGUAUUGUUUUGACUCUGCAGUUACUCGUCGAGUUUUGAAGUACAGAAGAACUAGGAGGUUAUGGAUUCAUCCCAUAAAUAGCGACAGACAUUUAGGAGAGUUUUUUUCUUUACAUGAAGAACUUAAAAACUAUCCUGAAAAAUUUUAUUCAUAUUACAGAAUGAAUCAUAAUACAUUUCAGUAUGUGCUGCAGAACAUUCAAGACAAAAUUUCGAAACAGAACACAAAUUUUCGCAGAAGUAUAACAGCAGAAGAAAAAUUGUGUAUAACGAUAAGGUAUCUGUCCACUGGCAUCUCCUUUCAUGCACUAGCAUCGUCAUUCCGAUUAGGAGUGUCCACCGUAUCAGUGUUGGUGAAAGACGUUUGUAUGGCCAUAUGGGAGUCACUUGCCCCCAUUCAUUUACCAACGCCAACUGUUUCUCGAUUUAAAGAAAUUGCCAGUGAAAUGCAUACGAGAUGGGGAUUUCCAAACUGUGUUGGAUGUAUAGACGGGAAGCACAUACGUGUCCAAUGUCCUAAACUUUCUGGCAGCAUGUUUUACAAUUACAAACAGUAUUAUUUGAUUGUACUCCAAGCAGUUGCUGAUGCAAAUUACAAAUUUAUAGCUGUGGAUGUUGGUGCCUACGGUAAACAGUCUGAUGCAGGCGUGUUUAAAGAAAGUAUGUUAUAUAAGAAACUUACAAAUGGGGAGCUGUUAUUACCGCCACCAACAAGACUUGAAGGAAUGUGUCAGGAACUACCGUACGUCAUUUUGGGAGAUGAAGCUUACCCCUUAUUAGAGAAUUUGAUGAGACCUUUUCCUCGCAGAAAUUUGGACAACGAGAAGAUUCUAUACAAUGAUAUGCAUUCCAGAGCAAGAAAAGUUGUUGAAUGUGCAUUUGGUAUAAUGACCAAUAAAUGGAGACUACUGAGGAAGGAAAUUGAAACAUCCGUUGACGUAGCUGAUCACAUAGUCAAGUGCAUUUGUCUACUUCAUAAUAUUGUCAUUGGCAGAGAAGGAUGCAAUGUUGAAGCUGAAAAGUUUUGUAACAAUGCUGAUAUGCAGACAGCUGGUGCCACAUUCAACAGAAAUUCCACAUUACGUUCAAAAACUGUCAGGAACACUUUUGUUGAAUAUUUCGUUAAAAAUGCAACUUAAAUUAAUUAAAAAACCUCUCAAAUAAAUUUUGGAAUUGAAAUUACUUUGCUAUUUACUGUAUUUUUUUGUAUUUCAUUUCACUGUAAAUAAAACAAAUAAAAUUAUAAAGGAAAAUAAUUUAUAUUUGUGCGUACUAUCUGAAACACACUCCUUGGUUACUUCGUUCCAUAAUCUGGAAACUGCAUCAUUACUGUCAUACUAGCCGAAAUUCUGAUACCAAAUUGAUGGACACAAGUUAAUGUCAUGUAUAUGUUAUUCUGCAUCCAUUAUGCGAACUAUUCAGUGGCGGCAAUGCCGCGAACGCUGGCAAGCUAUUGUUGUACAUGCAUGUAGAUUAAAUAAAUGAAAUAAAAGUAAUUUCGCAUGUAU